Sus scrofa (pig) is the source of this 6044-nucleotide messenger RNA. It is a transcript of the gene ADGRA2, whose product is annotated as adhesion G protein-coupled receptor A2. NCBI's taxonomy places the organism in Eukaryota, Metazoa, Chordata, Mammalia, Artiodactyla, Suidae. Gene Ontology annotation, biological process: sprouting angiogenesis; cell surface receptor signaling pathway; G protein-coupled receptor signaling pathway. The record is from RefSeq and is a predicted model, not a curated record. Gene Ontology annotation, cellular component: Wnt signalosome; plasma membrane. Gene Ontology annotation, molecular function: G protein-coupled receptor activity; protein binding.
CGCGCCGAGCUGCCUCCAUCCAUGGCACGGAGCGGCGGCGGCGGCGGCGGCGGCGGCGGCGGCAGGAGCCCGGCGCGAUCCGCUAGGUCCCAGCCCCGCGCAGAGCGAGCAAGCGCCGCGGAGGGGUCCGGCCUCAACCGGCCCGGGAGAACCGCGCAGAGACUCGGGCCGCGACGCCUGGGGCCGCCCGCGCCGCGCUGACAGCCGCGCCCGCGUCCUCCCCGCCGGGGCGCUCGCCGGACAUGCCCCCGGGGCGCGGCGGCGGGGACCCCGGGGCUUGCCUCCGCCCAGGGCCCCCCGCCCCGCCCUCGGGCGCCCCGGGCCCCCGCUGAGCACGCCUCCCGCACUCUCGGAUCCCUCUGGCCGGCGCGCAGACGGGCCCCAGCGCUGUCGGUCCCCGCGGGGCGAUGGGCUGAUGGGCACCGCGGGACGCAGGAUGCGGGCGGCGCCCGCGCGCCUGCUGCUGCAGCUGCUACCCUGGCUGCUGCUCUUGGUGCCCGGGACCUGGGGCGCGCCCGGCUGCCCGGUCCCCAUCCGCAGCUGCAAGUGCUCGGGGGAGCGGCCCAAGGGGCUAAGCGGCGGCUCAUCCAACCCGGCACGCAGGAGGGUGGUGUGCGGCGGCGGGGACCUCCCGGAGCCUCCGGAGCCCGGCCUUCUGCCUAACAGCACCGUUACCCUGCUCUUGAGCAACAACAAGAUCACUGGGCUCCGGAAUGGAUCCUUCCUGGGACUGUCCCUGCUGGAGAAACUGGACCUGAGGAACAAUGUCAUCAGCACAGUACAGCCGGGCGCCUUCCUGGGUCUGGGGGAGCUGAAGCGCUUAGAUCUCUCCAAUAACCGGAUUGGCUGUCUCUCCUCUGAGACCUUCCAGGGCAUCCCCAAGCUCCUCCGGCUAAACAUAUCUGGAAACAUCUUCUCCAGACUGCAGCCUGGAGUCUUUGAUGAGCUGCCAGCCCUUAAGGUGGUGGACUUCGGCACAGAGUUCCUGACAUGUGACUGCCGCCUGCACUGGCUGCUGCCCUGGGCCCGGAAUCGCUCCCUGCAGCUGUCAGAGCGCACACUCUGCGCCUACCCCAGCGCCCUGCGAGCCCAGGCCCUGGGUGGCCUCCAGGAGGCCCAGCUGCGCUGCGAGGGGGCCCUGGAACUGCACACACACCACCUCAUCCCGUCUCUCCGCCAAGUGGUCUUCCAGGGUGAUCGGCUGCCCUUCCAGUGCUCAGCCAGUUACCUGGGCAACGACACCCGCAUCCGCUGGUACCAUAACCAGGCCCCUGUGGAGGGAGACGAGCAGGCCGGCAUCCUCCUGGCUGACAGCCUCAUCCACGACUGCACCUUCAUCACCAGUGAGCUGACCGUGUCUCACAUCGGCGUGUGGGCCUCAGGCGAAUGGGAGUGCUCCGUGUCCACGGUCCAGGGAAACGCCAGCAAGAAGGUGGAGAUCGUGGUGCUCGAGACCUCGGCCUCCUAUUGCCCCGCUGAGCGCGUCGCCAACAACCGCGGAGACUUCAGGUGGCCUCGAACCCUGGCAGGCAUCACAGCCUACCAGUCCUGCCUGCAGUACCCCUUCACCUCAGUGCCUCUGAGUGGGGGCGCUCCGGGCACCCGAGCCUCCCGCCGCUGUGACCGAGCCGGCCGCUGGGAGCCAGGGGACUACUCCCACUGCCUGUACACCAACGACAUCACCCGGGUGCUCUACACCUUCGUGCUGAUGCCCAUCAAUGCCUCCAACGCGCUGACCCUGGCUCACCAGCUUCGAGUGUACACAGCUGAGGCCGCCAGCUUCUCUGAUAUGAUGGAUGUCGUCUACGUGGCUCAGAUGAUCCAGAAGUUUCUGGGUUACGUUGACCAGAUCAAAGAGCUGGUGGAGGUGAUGGUGGACAUGGCCAGUAACCUGAUGCUGGUAGACGAGCACCUGCUAUGGCUGGCCCAGCGCGAGGACAAGGCCUGCAGUGGCAUCGUGGGUGCCCUGGAGCGCAUCGGGGGGGCCGCCCUGAGCCCCCACGCCCAGCACAUCUCCGUGAACUCGAGGAACGUGGCCUUGGAGGCCUAUCUCAUCAAGCCGCACAGCUACGUGGCUACCUGCACAGCCUUCCAGAGGAGGGAGGCAGGGGCGCCCGGUGCCCGGCCCGAGGGCCCUGGCCAAAAUCCCUCACCUGAGCUGGAGCCCCUGGCCGACCAGCAACUCCGCUUCCGCUGUACCACCGGGAGGCCCAAUGUUUCUCUGUCAUCUUUCCACAUCAAGAACAGCGUGGCCCUGGCCUCCAUCCAGCUGCCGCCCAGUCUGUUCUCGUCCCUCCCGGCCGCCCUGACACCCCCAGUUCCCCCAGACUGCACCCUGCAGCUGCUUGUCUUCCGAAACGGCCGCCUCUUCCGCAGCCACGGCAACACUUCCCGCCCCGGAGCCGCUGGACCUGGCAAGAGGCGUGGUGUGGCCACCCCUGUCAUCUUUGCGGGGACCAGUGGCUGCGGCGUGGGAAACUUGACGGAACCAGUGGCCGUCUCGCUGCGGCACUGGGCUGAGGGGGCUGAGCCUGUGGCAGCUUGGUGGAGCCAGGAGGGGCCAGGGGGGCCCGGGGGCUGGAGCUCCGAGGGCUGCCAGCUCCGCUCCAGCCAGCCCAACGUCAGCUCCUUGCACUGCCAGCACCUGGGCAAUGUGGCUGUGCUCAUGGAACUGAGUACCUUCCCCAGGGAGGUGGGGGGCUCAGGGGCAGGGCUGCACCCCGUCGUGUACCCCUGUACCGCCCUGCUGCUGCUCUGCCUCUUCUCCACCAUCAUCACCUACAUCCUCAACCACAGCUCCAUCCAUGUGUCCCGGAAGGGCUGGCACAUGCUGCUGAACCUGUGCUUCCACAUGGCCAUGACCUCCGCUGUCUUUGCCGGAGGCAUCACACUCACCAACUACCAGAUUGUCUGCCAGGCGGUGGGUAUCACCCUGCACUACUCUUCACUGUCCACACUGCUCUGGAUGGGUGUGAAGGCCCGUGUCCUCCACAAGGAGCUCACCUGGAGGGCACCCCCUCCACAAGAAGGGGACGCUGCCGUGCCUGCCCCACGACCCAUGCUCCGGUUCUAUUUGAUCGCGGGAGGGAUCCCACUCAUUAUCUGUGGCAUCACCGCUGCUGUCAACAUCCACAACUACAGGGACCACAGCCCCUACUGCUGGCUGGUGUGGCGUCCAAGCCUAGGAGCCUUCUACAUCCCGGUGGCUUUGAUUCUGCUCAUCACUUGGAUCUAUUUCCUGUGCGCAGGGCUGCGCUUACGGGGUCCUCUGGCCCAGAGCCCCAAGGGGGGAACCAGCAGGGUCCCCCUGGAGCCAGGGGAGGAGCUGAGGGGCUCCACCAGGCUCAGGAGCAGCGGCCCCCUCCUGAGCGACUCAGGUUCCCUACUGGCCGCUGGGAGCGCAGGAGUGGCGACGCCCGGGCCCCCGGAGGAUGGUGACGGCCUCUAUUCUCCGGGAGUCCAGUUGGGGGCGCUGGUGACCACUCAUUUCCUGUACCUGGCCAUGUGGGCCUGUGGGGCCCUGACCGUAUCCCAGCGCUGGCUACCCCGGGUGGUGUGCAGUUGUCUGUACGGGGUGGCGGCCUCUGCCCUGGGCCUCUUCGUCUUCACCCACCACUGUGCCAGGCGCAGGGACGUCAGGGCCUCCUGGCGCGCCUGCUGUCCCCCUGCCUCGGCCUCUCGCGCCUCCCCGCGGGCCGCUCCCGCCGCCGCCGAAGACGGGUCCCCGAUGUUCGGAGAAGGGCCCGCGUCCCUCAAGUCGUCCCCGAGCAGCAGCAGCGGCCACGCGCCACCCCCGGGCCCCUGCAAGCUCACCAACCUGCAGCUGGCGCAGAGCCAGGCGUGCGAGGCGGGCUCGGCGGUCCGCGGGGAGGGGGAGCCCGAGCCUCCGGGCCCCCGGGGGGCCCUCGGCCCGCGGCAUCCCAACAACUUGCACCACGGUCGCCGGGGCCACAAGAGCCGGGCCAAGGGGCACCGCGCGGGGGAGGCCGGCGGCAAGAACCGGCUCAGGGCGCUGCGGGGGGGCGCAGCGGGAGCGGCUGAGCUGCAGUCCAGCGAGAGUGGCAGCCUGCACAACAGCCCGAGCGACAGCUACCCGGGCAGCGGCCGCAACAGCCCGGGCGCCGGACCCCGGCCCGAGGGCGAGCCCAUGCUCACGCCGUCGGAAGGCAGCGACACCAGCGCCGCGCCCCUCUCCGAGCCCGGCCGGCCGGGCCAGCGCCGCUGCUCUAGCCGCGACAACCUCAAGGGCGGCGGGGCCGGCGCGCUGGAGAAGGAGAGCAAGCGCCGCUCGUACCCGCUCAACACAGCCAGCCUGAAUGGCGCCCCGAAGGGCGGCAAAUACGACGACAUCACCUUGACCGGCACGGAGGCGGCCGGGAGCGGCUGUAUGAAGACUGGCCUCUGGAAGAGCGAGACCACGGUCUAGGGUGGGGGCGGGCGCCGCUUUAGGAUGUGCUGGCCGCGUGGGCUUGUGACCCCGCUUCUCGGGAGCCCUCAAAGACGUCUAUCGGUACGUCCCCAGGUUUGAGGGAGAGGUGCCUCAGUAGCUUUAGUCCUGGAGGCUGGGGAAGGGAUAGGCAGAGGCCCGUCUCUACUAAGAGGUCCAUCCCUCCGGGUGUAGCGACUGACAAUCCCAGAACCGCUGGCAGGAUAUAUUUCCGUCCCAUAUAGGGUUGGGGGGAAGGUCCUGUCCGUCUGUGAAGUGACUGAGAGUGGAAGGGACGGCACAACUCAGGCGGGCUCCUCCUAAGGUACCCCCUGCGCCUGCCCACAUCACCUCACUCGUGGCCAUCAGCCUCAUCAGGAGAACACAGACAGCGGGAGCUUGGGGAGGGCAUUCUCACUGCCCUUCACUAAAGCCCCCAUCCUAGGCCUCUCUCCCACCCAGUUUUUUGGCUAAUUAGGGAGCCAAUCUAGCAGAUGAGCCAGGUGACCAGGACCAAUGGGAGGGAAACAGGUGCUGCUUUUCGAAUUAACUAUGCAAGAGAGGGCGGGAGGAUGUGAAAGGCAGCUGUGGGGAUCAGUCAGCUCUGAGGAGGGGUGGGCACAAUUAGGGCCGAACACCACUCCCACAGGACUGGUACACAAACCCCACAGCAGGGCUCAGGGGUGGCACUUCAGGACAAAGCCCAGCCCUACACCUAAGAAGCUAACUGCCAGACACAUGGGGAUAACUCGAAGGUAGCAGAGAUCGCUGGCGCUCAGAUGGGGGGCUGAAGUGGCCAUGCCUUAAGCCAGGUCCUAUCAAUGCUCUGCAGAUGGGCGCCACCGCCAGGCUGCAGGUGGUGCCGAAAGCACUUACUGUUCAGUUGUGGGACCCACACUCCCAGCCCCAGCCUCCCAGGCACUGAGGGGGCGCACUCCCUGCCUCCAGGAAGCCACGCUGGAGAAUCAUUCCUGAGACCUGACCUUUAGCUCCAUAUUAGGGAGAAAUCUCCAAAACAUCAAAGCAGCUUCCUCCCUCACAGGAGCCCAAGCCAGUUCCCUGAGGCAGUAUGUGGGGCUCCUGCUGCUCACCUGGGGCCUGAGCCUCUGCUACUUUUAAACACCAGCACUCCUUAGUAUUUUUCCCCAACCUAAAAGGCAACCUUUGAUUAUAGGACCCAUGGAGAGCAGAGGGAACCUUGGGUGCUAUGAAGAGCAACAGGGAAACCAGGCCUGGGGCAGGUCCCCUCCCAACUCCCAGGUCACCCCAGCCUGGUCACCAAGGUUAGAGAAGACUGAGAGGAAGGGAGAAAACCCACACACCUUGUGAUGGAUCCUGUUACUUAUGCUUGCUGCACAGACAAUAUUAGACAGGAACCGAAAAAAGAAAAAAAAAAAAAAAAAAAAGCUUCGUAUUACUCUUCCACAUACGCUGGCUGCUGUUUACAUACCCUGCCAAUGCCUUAGCACUGGAGAGCUUUUUGCAAUACGCUGGGGAAUGGGGAGGGAGGGGAUGAAAAGUGCCAAAGAAAACAUGUUUUUAAAAGCUCCGGUUUUAUACAAUAGAAUGUUUUCUAGCAGAUGCCUCUUGUUUUAAUAUAUUAAAAAUUUGCAAAGCC